Pelagomonas calceolata is the source of this 852-nucleotide messenger RNA. The record is from the annotation of a GenBank genome assembly. Lineage: Eukaryota; Pelagophyceae; Pelagomonadales; Pelagomonadaceae.
UUUCCAGCCACCGGCGCUGUUUUUUGACUCUUAACACAGCGAAAGGCUGCCCAGCCCUCACGAAAGGAUCCCUGCGCGUCCCGCCGGAGGCGUCGGCGCAAUCCCAGGCAGCCACGAGCGGCCGCACUUGAGACAGCCCCACAAGUGGCAGCCGCGCACCCCAGCGUGCGCGUUGCAGCGAAUAAAUACACGACACGAUGGCCGACGACUGGGGCCAGUCAGCACCAACAACAGAAGAAACCCCGAACUACGUCCUGCCCCAAUCGUUAAAGCGGCCCGCGAUCCUCGACUUCCGAGAUCCAACCAUGGAGGGUCAAGCGAAAGCAUUGCACGCGCUAGAAAUUAGAAGAGUGUGUGCUUUAGCGGAGUCCGUUUUGAGAGAUGAAGCGUGGGUCCGGAACUUACCACCUAGCUACGACGACCCUCUAAACGGCCUCACGGUGAGUGUCGCCGAGGAGCCCUGCAAAAUUGCAAGGGGCGUGCCCUUCGAGACCGUGUUUACUGUCUGUAGAGCGGGCUGUGCGAAGCGCUACGCCAAGAUCCUGAAGGCUGUGGUCGACGUGACGGCCGACGACGUCGUAGACAUGGUUCGGUCGCAGCUGUCGACGGACGACGCGCCGGAUUUGCAUCAUGUCUACGGGUAUAUUGAGGGUAUGGAACGGGCCGUGGCGACGCCCUACGUUCCCGACGAGGAGCCGGUCGAGGAACCGACGUACAUGACGGAGACGGGCGCGUCCCUCCCGAAUCCGGACGCCGAGGAGCACUACCUCGUCGACAUGGUCUGCGACCCGGCGUCGCUGCCCGGGCCCAUCCGACGAGCUCUCAUGCUACAGGGUAAAACUUAAACAUCAC